Messenger RNA from Aspergillus ibericus CBS 121593, 1674 nucleotides. RefSeq names its product nitrogen permease regulating protein NPR2. The transcript is spliced from 4 exons. Gene Ontology annotation, biological process: negative regulation of TORC1 signaling; positive regulation of autophagy. The coding region runs from base 1 to 1674 and encodes 557 amino acids. The record is from RefSeq and is a predicted model, not a curated record. NCBI's taxonomy places the organism in Eukaryota, Fungi, Ascomycota, Eurotiomycetes, Eurotiales, Aspergillaceae. Gene Ontology annotation, cellular component: GATOR1 complex; vacuolar membrane. Gene Ontology annotation, molecular function: GTPase activator activity.
AUGAUCAGGGCCAUCUUCUACAGCAAGUUCGACACGCAGGAAGGGCCCAAGGUCGUCCACCAAGUCCCCGAUGGCGCCAUUGUCCCCUCCGCGACCGCCCCCUCACAGCCCCUCUUCCUGACCUUCUCUGACAUCUCCUUCUUCGUGAUCCCCCGGCAAGAGCUCUGCGGUAACCUGAUUCAGGUCUGCACCAAUGGAUAUCGCAUCCUGGGCUAUCCGAUCUGCAUGAAGUCCCUUCGGUAUGACCGGAACGAGUUCAUCUUUAACUUCUGCGUGGUGCUUUCCGAGGAGGAGGAUUUCAGCACCUACAAGAGCGUCGUUCAGAAGCUAGCGGAUCUGAUGCACGGAUUGGAGGAGCAAAAUGGGUUCCUGUCCAGGGAUCACUCCAAAUCGGGUGAAGGGAAGGUCUACAGUCUGUGUGAGACGCUGAUGGAAGAUUUGAAUAACUACUGCGAGUGCAUGAUCCCAAUCGAUGAGCUGAACACCCUGAACAUCAAGCUGUUUCCUGUCUAUCCGGCCCCUCCGCCCGUCAAGGCAUGGCAUGUGCCUCUCUUCACAGUCCGAUACCAGACCUUCAUGGAUGAGAACUGGGAUCUGACCAUGCAACGGAUCGUCCCCCACAUCAAUGGCGUCAAUAGCGUCCGCAUCAUCUCCAUCCUCGCUGACACCGACUUCUCCCUAACGUGCCGUGCCAUCCGUCAUCUUCUUUACUAUGGCUGCCUGUUCCUCCUCGACAUCUUCUCCUUCUCAGCCAUCUACGCCCCAACCGCCCAGUUCAGCUCCACAAUCGCAACAGAUGAAGAUAUGCAGCAGGAGUGCGCCCGCUACGUCAACACCAUCUUCGCCUCUCCAAUCAGCGCCGCGUCCGCUGCCCUCGCCCCGGGCUACCCCCCGCAUUACGACCCCGACGCCGUCUGGCCACCAGUCGGCGACCCCUUCACCACCAGCAGCACCAGUGAAAUCACCAUUCCCAGCCGAAGCCCCAGUCGAACUCCUAGCCCGAGUCCCAGCGCCGCCACCAUCCCAUCCAGCAGUCGAACCACAUCCCCGGCCCCAGCAACUGCCACAGACGACGAUGCCACCGCAACCACCACCCACCCCACGGAACUUCAGCUCGUCGAUGGCGUCGGCAUCGUGGAACUCUACGCCAGCCUCAAACAAGGCCAGAGCAUCAAACAAUGGUACCUCCAACACAGCCGCAAACUAGCCCAUAUCGAUAUCCGCCGCUUCAUCACCUUUGGCAUAAUCAAAGGAUUCCUUUACCGCGUGCACAAAUACGCCUACGCGACUGGUAAUCCAGCCCCGCCUCUGAAAUCCUCCCACUAUCACCACGCCUCAACCACAUUCCACUCUCCCAGCGGGCCGUCAUCACGCGGCCCAGGCACGGGCGCGAACAGCCCCUACGCAUCCAGUGCGGGAGACGAUCCUGCACCGAUUGUGCAGCACGAGGGAACAGGCCUUCCAACGUCUGUGUACAGCGGAAGUCGACCCGCCACGAUUGUCACAAUUGAGGGCGAGGAAGAGGAAGAUGAUAUUGAUGACAAGACAUUGUCCAAGUAUCUCGACGGAAUGCAUUGUUUCGAUCAGAUCUGCACAGAAUUAGAGAUCAGUGAGCGGGAGCUAACGAUAAGGCUGAAGAGGUUCCCGGGGGAGGUGUUGAUAUUACAUCGAUGA